ACAUGACGAACGUUUACAAACCAAGCCGGAAGUGGAGUGAACUGACGCACGUCUACAGGGACAGCUGUGCAAGGGCCCAAAAAAAGAAAACAUCAGACAGUAUUUUAGUCUGAAUUAAAGCUGGAUCAAGAUGACUACACCUGAAAAAUAUCCUAGGUCUUCAAUUGAAGAUGAUUUCAACUAUGGGACAAACGUUGCGACUGCGAGUGUGCAAAUCCGGAUGGAUUUUCUGCGCAAGGUAUACACCAUCCUUUCUCUUCAGAUCAUCCUGACCACGGCUACCUCUGCUCUCUUCAUGUUCUGUGACACCAUCAAGGACUUUGUCCAUUCAAGUCCAGCGGUCGUGUUGGUGUCAGCCAUUGGCUCCCUGGUGUUGAUCAUUGCCCUGGCCUUCUACAGACAUCAACACCCCAUUAACCUAUACCUGCUUGCCGUAUUCACUCUGUUGGAGUCGGUCUCUGUUGCUACCGCAGUGACCUUCUAUGAGUACUCCAUCGUGCUCCAGGCCUUCUUCCUCACAGCAGCUGUGUUCCUUGGGCUGACUGCCUACACCUUCCAGUCCAAGAGAGACUUCAGUAAACUGGGAGCUGGAUUGUUCUCCGGCCUGUGGAUCCUGAUCAUCGCUGGUUUCAUGAAGCUCUUCUUCCAGAACGACACAGUGGAGCUGGUGUUUGCUGGUGCGGGAGCUCUGUUGUUCUGUGGCUUCAUCAUCUACGACACCCACCUCCUGAUGCACCAGCUGUCCCCUGAGGAACACGUCCUGGCCUCCAUUAACCUGUACCUGGACAUCGUUAACCUCUUCCUGCACAUCCUCCGCAUGCUGGACUCCAUGAAGAAAAACUGAGCUUCUAUUCCCUAGUGCGCUACACACUAUUCCCUAUUUAGUGCACUACGUUUUGACCCGGGCCCAUAGGGCUCUGUAUGAACGUAGCGCACCGUGAAGGGAAUAGUGUGUGGUUUGGGAUUCAUGCUGCUUAGCUCACAGGGUGACUUGGGAUCGAUUCAGUUUUCAAUUCAGUCACAUUUUCUUGAAUUAUUUAGAGAAUCCUCAUAGAAAAGAAAAUGGACAUUUAUCAAUUCACCUCCUGAAUUGAAAACUGAUUUGCCCUUAAAUCUCUGAUAGACGACCAUGCUGUAGAUCCUACCAGUGAUUGUGAAACGUUAACCCCGCCGUCUAAGUUUAACCCCUGGAGAUAAUAUAAUAUUAUAUUAUAUUAUAACCUGUGCCAUUUUGUUUUAUCAUUUUGGAACUGGCUGUGUUUUGGACUUAUGCUGUUUUUGUUCUAUACUGUUUAUUAUUCUGAAUGUAAAAAACAAAAAAAUCCUAUUUAAUUGUGGGUUGCUCGCUCUGUGAAUGAUACCUUUCUGAAUAUUCAAGCAUACGGAUUAUGUAAGGUUGUUUUGGGUGAUGGUGUAAAAUAGCAUAACACAUUUUUCUAAAGAAAGUACUUCAUUCUACUUCAGUCGAACUUCCAUCCCCUAGCUUGCUGCUAUUCUGAAUUUCAACACAUUAAAACAUCCCUUAGUUACUCUCCAUAGGAAUAGAAAAAUCCACUCAGUGGCCAGUUUGUAUUAGGUCCAUCUGGUACCGGGUCGGAACCCCUUUUCCUCCAGAACAGUCUGAGUUCUUUAAGGCAUGGAAACAAUUGAUAUCAACGGACCUAACGCCCCCAGUCUGUACCGUUGACACCAGGCAGGACGGGUCCAUGGACUGUACCGUUGACACCAGGCAGGACGGGUCCAUGGUCUGUACCGUUGACACCAGACAGGAUGGGACCAUGGUCUGUACCGUUGACACCAGGCAGGACGGGUCCAUGGACUGUACCGUUGACACCAGACAGGAUGGGGUGUACCUUAUAAACUGGCCACUGAAUGUAGAGAUCUGAUCAUUCUAGAAAGACUUGAAUAGUAGUCACAGUAAAGUUUGAUCAAAUACACUAUUCUCCACUAUUGACUUAACCAGGACACCUGAGAACAUUUAUCACAUAGCAACCCAUUCCAUAUAUAGUGCACUGCUUUUGACCAGAGACAUUGUCCCAAAUGGGACCCUAUUCCCUAUAUAGUGCACUACUUUUGACCUGAGACAUUGUCCCAAAUGGGACCCUAUUCCCUAUAUAGUGCACUACUUUUGACCGGAAACAUUGUCCCAAAUGGGACCCUAUUCCCUAUAUAGUGCACUACUUUUGACCGGAGACAUUGUCCCAAAUGGGACCCUAUUCCCUAUAUAGUGCACUACUUUUGACCGGAGACAUUGUCCCAAAUGGGACCCUAUUCCCUAUAUAGUGCACUACUUUUGACCAGAGAUAUUGUCCCAAAUGGGACCCUAUUCCCUAUAUAGUGCACUACUUUUGACCGGAGACAUUGUCCCAAAUGGGACCCUAUUCCCUAUAUAGUGCACUACUUUUGACCGGAGACAUUGUCCCAAAUGGGACCCUAUUCCCUAUAUAGUGCACUACUUUUGACCAGAGACAUUGUCCCAAAUGGGACCCUAUUCCCUAUAUAGUGCACUACUUUUGACCAGAGACAUUGUCCCAAAUGGGACCCUAUUCCUUAUACAGUGCACUACUUUUGACCAAAGCCCUAUGGGUCAUUUGGGACAGAGAUUUUGAUAUACCAGCAAACAGAGGGAUGCUCUGGGACCAGGAAACAUGUUCAACCAGUUACCUGGUGGGCAGAACCAUGUACAGUAGAACAAUAACCACAUCAGAUGUCAGGAAAGGGAAUCUGAAGAACACUACAGGGUUGAAUACCAAGAGGUUUCCAUUUGAGAUCAUGUAAAUACUAAUGAAGGGAUUUUACUAGGCUCUAUAUUCUGUUUCCUCAGUCAUUCAUUUAUUAACAAACCUGCAAGUGCAAUACAAAUUGUCAUGUUUUAAGUAAAAUAGUUACACGUCUAUUUGGUGAACUGUGAAUGCACCGUCAAUUGUAUAUGCUUUGAUUUCUUGAUUAAAUUGUAAAGUUGAGUGUUUUAA
Messenger RNA from Salvelinus fontinalis (brook trout), 2972 nucleotides. Its product is annotated as protein lifeguard 4-like. The transcript is spliced from 7 exons. Gene Ontology annotation, cellular component: membrane. The record is from RefSeq and is a predicted model, not a curated record. Bases 131 to 844 code for a protein of 237 amino acids. Gene Ontology annotation, biological process: negative regulation of apoptotic process. NCBI's taxonomy places the organism in Eukaryota, Metazoa, Chordata, Actinopteri, Salmoniformes, Salmonidae.